Molecule: messenger RNA, 1633 nt
Organism: Arachis duranensis
Lineage: Eukaryota; Viridiplantae; Streptophyta; Magnoliopsida; Fabales; Fabaceae
Exons: 2
Coding region: 108-995 (295 amino acids)
Source: RefSeq, a predicted model, not a curated record
AUCGCCAUUUCAUGAUGGAAUAGUGGUUUAGACUUUAGACUUUGGAGAAACCUAAUUCCCAAAAUAGAGUGACACACGCAACACAAUACAACACAACACAAGAAGAGAUGGCAUCCAUUGCGACCCAUUUCUCAGCCUUUCUGUUACUCUUCCCAGUGGGCCUCCGCCGCUUGCACUCCUCCUCCUCCCUCUACCUCCACAGCCCUUCCCAAUUCAGAUCCAAGCUAUGGUACCUCUCAGAUCCCAAAUGGAAGAAUCUCGAUCUCUACGCUCUCCUCAUUACACUCCCAAUCGCCUCAUUCUCGGAGCUUUUCCUCUUCCUCUCCUUCUCCGGCCACCCUUCUUACAGGUUCUCAUUCUUCCAACAGUCUUUCGCGCUUCUCGCUUUCUGGUUUUUGAUUCUCUUGAUCAUAGUCCACGAGUACAACGCCACGUCAUCACUCAUCAGUGAAACCCUUGUGUACGUUCUCGGCGGUGUUGUUUUCUUCAUGGAGUAUUCUGUUAUGGAAACCGGCGUUUCAGGUCUCGCUGCUGACGUGUACGGAUUCAUAGGUUGGCUGGCUUUGCUUUGUGCCGGUUCUUGCAUUUACUUGUCGUUUAAACCGUCUGCUUUUUUUGCGGAGUUCCUGUUGUGUUGCGGAUUGGUCUUCAAGGGAACAUGGUUGUUGCAAGGAGGGUUUUUGCUUUACACUGAUGCUCUUGGAUUGAAAGGGUGUAAGAAGAUUUCCUCUUUGUUAUUAAUGUCAACUCAGGACGACGUAGUUGAUGUGCAUUGUGAGCUUGAGCAGGAUAAGGCUAGGGGUUUUGCAUUGGUGAAUUUCCUGUUCACUCUUCAUGCUCUUGUGGUGAUGGUAUUGGCUGUUGGGUUGGUUGUGGUUUUGGGAAGGAAUAGGAGCUUGAGAACUGGUGGUGGGGACGGGAAGGGGCCGUUGCUAUCUGAGAUUGAAUCUACGAACAUUCGGAUGCGUGCCCUUCCCGAACUGGAGAUCGAGUGAGAUUAUUGAUUUCUUGUGGUUUUGAUGGAAUGUGUUCAAUGUGUCCCUCGUUAGUGCUAUGUUGACACCAAAUGCGCACCAAACAUGUAGACUUUCUGCAAAAUUUGUAAGUAAUGUGCAAAGCAAAGAGUUGCGAGCAAUGGGGUUUGGAUCCCUCUUGGAUAUUCUCAAGGGGAAUUUAAACCAUAAUCUGAUUUUGGCACUUGCAUAAGCAUAUAAUCCUUUGAAAUUUUAGCUCAUAAACUCAAUAGGAAGAGGAGAUAUUACUUUGGAGUUUGCUGGAGCUGUGUUAGGAUUGCCUUCACAUGUUACUGAAGAGCAUGAACCCAUGGUUUCAGAACUCAAAGGGAAUAAAAAUUCCAAAUCAAUUGAGAGAUAUCAUGGUAUAAAAUUCAAGAGUAUGUCCAAGGUUUAGGCAAGCUUUCUUUUUGUAGCAUUAACAUUUUUAUUGCCAAUAAAUACAACUAUUCGGGAGAAUAUAAUUGGAUUAGAUGUAUCGGUGAUUGCCUUGUUGGUAAGAUUUCAGAGAAGGGUUGAUCUCAAAUUUGAAUGGAUGCGUGUAUGUGCUAUAGAUGUUUGAUUUAAAUUUUAUAAUUGGAUUUUCUCAUUAAAAUCCUAAUUCCUAUAUUUAUUUGUUU